ACGCGCGUCUGGGACACAGUCACCCUAGGCCAGGCUUCGGUCGGGGAUGAACGACCUCCGAUUCAAAAAUAUCCGACUGCGAGCUUUCGUCAGCCUCCUUUGCAUACAACUCAUGAGCCUCGGCCCUCAAGUGGUUCGUAUAUUCCGGUGCUGCGCUCCGAUCUGGUUUCAGACUUUCGGAGUCAGUUACCGGAUCGGACCUCGGCGAGGACUGAACAGCCAAUUACGGCACAAGUACGAACUACCACGCUAGACCACGCUGCACACAAAACUUGCGAGUCCAUCGUGAUAAUGCCAGUAAACGGUGGCCAAGCAAUCCCUGUGUUCGGAAAUUACCAUGGAUAUUACUCUAAGCGUCCAUUCACCCGAGAUCCGCGAUUGGCUUUGCUCGCCACUGAAUUCUUCGUGGGUAAGCGAGUUUUGGAUGUUGGAUGCAAUGAAGGCUGGGUGACUUGUGAAAUAGCACAGUUCCGGGGGGCACGUCAGGUCAUUGGAGUUGAUAUCGAUGAUACUCUUAUAAGAGCUGCCUGGAGGAGAAGGCGCACGGUCUGGAGUCUUCAGUCUCCUGAAGGUGGAAAUAUCUCUGAGCAGAGUUACCCUCCACCCAAACGACAACGACUCCAUGGUGAUGCGUCCACUACGGACAAUAGUGUUCACAAUUAUUUCCCUGCAUCGUGCGAACACAGCUAUGGUCCAUUGCCCAUACCAGACAGAGGAUGCGGUGAUUUCCCGCACAACGUCACCUUCCGAACAGCCAAUUGGGUGAUGGACAAUAUACCAGAAGAUAACAAUCAAUACGACAUCAUUUUAGGGUUUUCUAUAUCAAAAUGGAUUCAUUUAAAUAACAAGGACGAAGGACUGAAAGAUUUUUUCCAUCGAGUUCAUCAAUGUCUAAAAACGGGCGGUGUUUUCAUGGUUUCGGGGAGCUACUGGAAGGAACUCGGAUUUUGUCAUGGUCAGCGCCUUGGGAUCACUGGCGACGGCGGUUUCCGUCGCCCUGUUGACCUCUACUUUAAGCAACGAUAAGAUAGGAAUUCCGUCUUUGCUAAACCGAAAAUAUACCUGCACUGCUACCAUAACCAAUGUGGUGCAUCUUCACACCCUCAAAACACGUAAAUUCACGGUACAGAAUGUGAUUCGCGGGUCCCGCCUUGCUUUAUUGUGUCUAUUUGUCUGAUGUACGAUAAAUUUUAUGCUUGUGCGCAGGUCAAUGCCAUUUUUCACAGCUGCCUUCCUGAUAGAUAAAUGGGUAGCAGCACCAAACUUCCUGCGCAGCAGAAGUGCAAU
Suillus paluster is the source of this 1287-nucleotide messenger RNA. RefSeq names its product S-adenosyl-L-methionine-dependent methyltransferase. The transcript is spliced from 6 exons. The record is from RefSeq and is a predicted model, not a curated record. Gene Ontology annotation, molecular function: S-adenosylmethionine-dependent methyltransferase activity; snRNA binding; O-methyltransferase activity. Bases 292 to 1026 code for a protein of 244 amino acids. Gene Ontology annotation, biological process: snRNA modification. NCBI's taxonomy places the organism in Eukaryota, Fungi, Basidiomycota, Agaricomycetes, Boletales, Suillaceae.